AUGAAGUUUACUUGGAGCAUCGCCAGCGCGGCUCUGCUGGCUGCCCGCGCCCAGUGCGAGAUCCUCUGGGAUGGUCGUUUCAACGACAUGACUUCGUCCACCGACCUCGACAAGUGGUCCUUCGGCACCCCCGUCGGCUCCUACCAGUACUACAUCCACGGGUCCGGCAAGACGACAGAGUACGUUGAUCUAUCAAAGGAUUUCAAAAACCCGGCCGACGCAGCCUCCAAGCAGGGCGCCAAGAUCUCCCUGACCAGCACCUCCUUCUGGAACGGCCAGAACAUGCGCCGCACCGAGUUGAUCCCCCAGACAUCGGCAGCCAUUGCAAAGGGCAAGGUCUACUACCACUUCUCCCUGAAGCGCUCUGACACCAACGCCCCCUCCCUCAACAAGGAGCACCAGAUCGCCUUCUUCGAGAGCCACUUUGUCGAGAUGAAGUCGGGCUGGCAGAGCGGCGCUACUGGCACUGAGGACCCCCUCCUGCGCUGGGUCGUCAACGGCAAGACCGAGUGGAGCGUCAACUGGGACGCCGACGUCUGGCAUAACGUUGCUUACGAGAUCGACUUUGAUGCCGGCUCCGUCGGUUUCUGGCACUCCACCGGCUCCGCGGCUCUGACCCAGGUCGUCGCCCCCGUCGCCGCCCCUGCCUCCAGCAACGGUGCCGACUGGCACGUCGGUGUUCUCGAGCUCCCCAGAGACGGCUACCCCAAUCAGGACGAGGACUUCUACUUCUCCGGCGUCUACAUUGAGAACGGCAAGCUUACCACGUCCGUCGGCUCCGGCUCUGCCGACUCCGGCUCCUCCGCCCCCGUCUCCUCUGCUGCCCCCGUUGACUCCUCGGCUCCCGCCACUGCCGCCCCUACUUCCACCGCUGCCCCUACCACCACGGCCGCUCCCGCCACCAGCGUCGCCCCUGUCUCCUCUUCUGCUCCCGUCGUCUCCCAGAAGCCCUCUGCCCCUGCCGCUAGCCCCAGUUCUGCUCCUGCUGCAACCCCCAGCGCCAAGCCCCCUUGCCGCCGCCGCCGCCGCCGCAACCACCAGAAGCCCAACUAA
This is a messenger RNA of Colletotrichum graminicola M1.001, 1053 nucleotides long. RefSeq lists its product as uncharacterized. The record is from RefSeq and is a predicted model, not a curated record. The transcript has a single exon. NCBI's taxonomy places the organism in Eukaryota, Fungi, Ascomycota, Sordariomycetes, Glomerellales, Glomerellaceae. Bases 1 to 1053 code for a protein of 350 amino acids.